AUGAACAUCUUUGCUAUAGUCUUCUACAUUAUUGCAGCAUCAAUUCUGCUGAUCAUCACACUAAUUUCAUGCCUAUGCCUAAGAAUCUUCGUCGGAAAAUCGGUCGGCAACCGGAGCUACCCUCCGGUCACGGGAACUGUUUUCGGCCAACUUUUCUACUACAACACGUUGUACGACUACCAAACGCGCCUUGCCCGGAAGCACCGGACCUCCCGACUCCUUGCGCCCGACAUAAGCGAAAUAUACACGACCGAGCCGAAAAACAUCGAGUACGUGUUGAAAACGAGCUUCGGCAGCUACACUAAGGGCAGGUACAAUCAGGAACUAUGGAGUGACCUGUUUGGGAAGGGAAUAUUAGUGGUCGACGGAGAAAAAUGGCGCCAGCAGAGGAAGCUGGCGAGCCUCGAGUUCUCGACUCGUGUCCUCCGAGACUUUAGCUGCUCGGUUUUCAGGAAAAACGCGGCAAGAUUGGUUGGGGUCGUUCGCGAAUUUUCCAAGGAAGGCCGAGCUUUUGAUGUGCAGGCUUUGCUGAUGAUGUACACACUGGAGUCCAUAUUCAAGGUGGGUUUUGGAGUCGGGUUAGAGUGCCUAAACGGGUCGAAUGCAGAUGGGAAUCGAUUUAUCAAGGCCUUUGACGACUCGAGUGAGUUAGUGUAUUGGCGUUAUGUCGACCCGUUUUGGAAGAUCAAGCGAUACUUCAACAUCGGUGGGGAAGCCACUUUGAAGAAGAACAUCAAGUUUAUUCACAAUUUUUUGGACAAAGUCAUCAAGAGCAAGAGACUAGAAUUGGAGAAGGGACAACAUUUUAACAACAAAGAGGACAUACUUUCGAGGUUCCUGGUCGAGAGCAAGAAGGAUCCCGAGACGAUGUCAGAUCAAUAUUUAAGGGAUAUUAUUCUAAGCUUCAUAAUCGCCGGCAAAGACACAACUGCAAACACUCUAUCUUGGUUUAUUUACAUCCUCUGCAAGUAUCCGACGAUUCAAGAAAAAAUCGUGCGAGAAAUCGAGAAGGUGAUUAAUAUUUCUCCUUCUCCACACGGCACUAAUGAAAUUAGUGUCGAUGAAUUUGUCGAAAGAAUUACAGACGAAGCACUUGACGAAAUGCAUUAUCUUCAUGCAACGUUGACCGAGACUUUGAGGCUAUACCCUGCUGUCCCUGUGGAUGGAAGGUGCGCGGAAAAAGACGAUACUCUCCCGGAUGGGUUCAAAUUGAGAAAAGGUGACGGCGUAUAUUACAUGGCGUAUGCUAUGGGCCGUAUGACGUAUUUAUGGGGAGAUGAUGCCGAAGAGUUUAAACCUGAAAGAUGGCUCAAAAACGGGACUUUCCAACCCGAGUCACCGUUCAAAUUCGUUUCUUUUCAUGCAGGCCCAAGGACUUGUCUGGGAAGGGAUUUCGCGUAUCGACAGAUGAAGAUAGUAUCGGCAGCUCUAUUGCAUUUCUUCAAGUUCCGAUUAAGUGACGAGUGCAAGCGCGUAACUUAUAGGAUCAUGUUUACGCUUCAUAUCAGCGGUACCCUCGACAUUCACGCAGUUCCAAGAAGAUGCUUUACUUGA
Molecule: messenger RNA, 1554 nt
Organism: Striga hermonthica
Lineage: Eukaryota; Viridiplantae; Streptophyta; Magnoliopsida; Lamiales; Orobanchaceae
Source: the annotation of a GenBank genome assembly